This is a messenger RNA of Tyto alba (common barn owl), 1093 nucleotides long. RefSeq names its product WAS/WASL-interacting protein family member 2-like. Lineage: Eukaryota; Metazoa; Chordata; Aves; Strigiformes; Tytonidae. The record is from RefSeq and is a predicted model, not a curated record. Bases 1 to 903 code for a protein of 300 amino acids. The transcript is spliced from 2 exons.
AUGAGAUCAGAGGAGAUGGCGGAGCGGCGGAGCCGAACGCGCUCGCCGCCGGCAGCGCCCCCUCUCGCGCGGGAGGACGCACUCCCCCCGCGCCGCGACCCCCGGCCCCGGGAAGGCGCCUGCGGCGGGGCCGUGUCACCUGGCGUGACCCGACGGGGUGGGGGGCUUUCCCCGAGGAGCCGGAGAGAACAGCGAGGGAGGGGACACACGCACACGGAGUCCUGUGGAGAAUCCGAACGGAAAAAGUUCAUCGCAAUGUUCGGUUCGCUUUUCCUCAGGGAGGAGAGGGUCGCCCCUCCAGCGGCGCCCCCGGGGUGCGCGCGAGGCGCGGCCGUUGGGGGCGGCGGCCGCCGGUCUCCUCACGCCCCUCAGCCCCACGCCGUGAGGGCGGGCUCGGGCCGGCUGGCGGCGGCGGGGGGAAGCCUGAGCCAUAACACAACAAACGCUCACCUCGCCCCCCCCAAACUGCCCUCGCCUCCCCAAAGUCUGAACAUUCAGUCACGGGGGGUCGUGCGAAGCGGGGAGCGCUCUCCAGCGAGGGCUGCCCGGGGCUCCCCGCCGGCUGCGGUGCCUCGCCGGGGCUCGGUGAGAACGGCCACAAAGCAGCGGGGGUUGCGGCAGCUGCUGCGAAGCCUCGGGGAGAGCCGCGUCUUCACUUACGAGCUCGCAGCUCCUCCGGUUGCAGCGAGUCCUAGAGUGGCGUCACCCGCGGGACGGGGGCGCAGGACGCGGGGCCCCGCCGCCCCUCGGUGUCCGCCCGUGGCACAGGGCGGCGGGAGCCGCGGGACGAGGCCUCCACCAGGCACCGUUUGUCGGGUCCCCACUUCGGGUGUCAUUUCCACCCGCAGAACAAAGUCUGAUUCUGUGCCUUUAAAAGCAGCUUCACUUUCCCCCUGUUACUAAUACAACUCUGUAAAGCCUCUACUAGCUCUAACCCUCAUUUGCAUCAUCAGAGUUCAUAUGCUACACCUUUAGCUUAGAAGUCAUAGUACAAAAGUCUUGAAAAUACAGGAAAUGUGCAAAGCAGGCCCUUCGCAUUGUUGUUCACUAAAAGACAAAGGCUUUUGACGUCGAUGGUGAGAAAAGGUGCCCA